Molecule: messenger RNA, 1221 nt
Organism: Linum tenue
Lineage: Eukaryota; Viridiplantae; Streptophyta; Magnoliopsida; Malpighiales; Linaceae
Source: the annotation of a GenBank genome assembly
AUGCCAUUCCUUCACUACUUUUGCCAUCUCCAUCUCCUCCUCCUCUCCUUCCAUGCCGACACCGCCUUCUCCGCCCGUUGCGCCACCUCCACGGCCAAGAAAGAGUUCCAAAAAUGCAUGACUCUCCCCACACAACAAGCUUCAAUAGCAUGGACUUUCCACCCUAGUAAUGCCACCUUAGACCUUGUGUUCUUUGGCACCUUCAUUUCACCUUCCGGAUGGGUUGCACUAGGCAUCAACCCGACAUCAGCCGAGAUGACUGGGACACGUGCCCUAAUCGCCUUUUCGGAUCCAAAUUCCGGUCAGUUAGUCCUCCUUCCCUACAUCCUAGACACUACAGUCAAGCUCCAGAAGACGCCCCUCGUCUCCCAACCUUUGGACAUCCAUCUCCUGUCGUCCUCAGCUGCCCUCUAUGGUGGCAAGCUAGCCACCAUCCACAAUGGCGCUGCGGUCCAAAUCUUCGCAACGUUGAGGCUCGAACCGAACCACACCAAGGUCCAUUUCGUGUGGAACAGGGGACUAUAUGUCCAGGGCUACUCCCCAACCAUCCACCCCACAACUUCAAACGACCUUUCCUCCAUCUCCACAAUCAACAUUCUCUCGGGAUUCACCUCAUCGCAAAUCGUACACAACACCAAGACGCUCAAAAUGGUUCAUGGGAUCAUGAAUGCCAUCUCGUGGGGUGUGAUGCUUCCUUCCGGGGCAGUCACAGCUCGAUACUUCCGCCACAUCCAGUCCCUCGGACCAGCGUGGUUCUAUAUCCAUGCUGGGGUGCAGCUCUCCGCCUUCUUUCUAGGGACCGUGGGCUUCGCCAUCGGGCUCAAGCUAGGGAAUUCAUCCCCCGGGGUGACCUAUGGCCUCCACCGAAAGCUAGGGAUCGCGGCGUUCUGCCUUGGAGGACUGCAGACACUGGCACUGCUGUUCCGGCCCAAGACCACCAACAAGUACAGGAAGUACUGGAAGUCCUACCACCAUUUUGUAGGGUAUGCUUGUGUGGUGAUUGGGGUGGUGAAUGUGUUUGAAGGGUUUGAGGUCAUGGGAGCUGGAGGGUCUUAUGGGAAGUUAGCAUACUGCUUGUGUUUGUCAACCCUGAUAGGAGCUUGCAUUGCUUUGGAGGUCAACUCGUGGGUGAUCUUCUGCAGGAAGUCUAAAGAAGACAAAUUGAGAAGAGAAGGGAUCAUCUCUGAUAAAGGGAGUACCGAUCUAAUCCAUAAUAGCUAA